Messenger RNA from Purpureocillium lilacinum, 1206 nucleotides. RefSeq lists its product as uncharacterized. Gene Ontology annotation, molecular function: catalytic activity. Gene Ontology annotation, biological process: response to nutrient; branched-chain amino acid catabolic process. The record is from RefSeq and is a predicted model, not a curated record. Lineage: Eukaryota; Fungi; Ascomycota; Sordariomycetes; Hypocreales; Ophiocordycipitaceae.
AUGAAGCGCCAGGCCGUGCGUCAGCUGCGCAGCGCAGUCGCGUCUCCGCGAUGCUCAACGCAUCUGCCCCUCCGGAUCGCCCGCUGGUACUCGUCUCACCCUCCGAAUGCGAAGCUCAACCUCCCCAUCGACUACUCCACGACGCCGAUACUGGCCCAGGGCGGUAAGCCCGCGCUCGGAAACGUCAACGAGAUCCCUGCCGAGGUCCGCAAUGGCCCGACGAGGAAGAUGAACCUCUUUCAGGCCAUCAACAACGCGCUGGGCACCGCGCUGGCCGAGGACGACAACGUCUUGGUCUUUGGCGAGGACGUCGCUUUUGGAGGCGUGUUUCGAUGCACGAUGAAGCUGGCCGAGACGUACGGCGCGGACAGGGUGUUCAACACGCCGUUGACGGAGCAGGGCAUCAUGGGCUUCGGCAUCGGUCUUGCGGCGCAGGGCAUGCGGCCCGUUGCCGAGAUCCAGUUUGCCGACUACGUGUUCCCGGCCUUUGACCAGAUCGUCAACGAGGGUGCGAAGCUGAGGUAUCGCGAGGGUAGCUGCGGCCCACACGCCGGUGGCCUCACCGUCCGCAUGCCAUGCGGCGGCGUCGGCCACGGAGCCCUGUACCACUCGCAGUCCCCCGAGAGUCUCUUCACCCACGUCCCGGGCUUCCGGGUCAUCAUCCCACGCUCACCAAUCCAGGCCAAGGGCCUCCUCCUGUCCGCCAUCCGCAGCAACGACCCUUGCCUGUUCCUGGAGCCCAAGAUCCUCUACCGCGCUGCCGUUGAGAUGGUGCCCGAGGCUGCGUACGAGCUCCCGCUGUCCAAGGCCGAGGUCCUCAAGGAGGGCAAGGACGUGACCGUCAUCUCCUACGGCCAGCCCAUCUACAACUGCCUGGCGGCGAUCCAGCGGGCCGAGGCGGACCUGGGCAUCUCGGCCGAGCUGAUCGACCUUCGCACCGUCUACCCCUGGGACAAGCAGACGGUGUUUGAGAGUGUGCGCAAGACGGGUCGCGUCAUCGUCGUGCACGAGUCCAUGGUCAACGCCGGCGUCGGCGCCGAGGUGGCGGCUGCGAUCCAGGAGGAUCCCGACACCUUUGUCCGGCUCGAGGCGCCCGUCGGGCGUGUGGCGGGCUGGAGCAUCCACAACCCGCUGAUUUUCGAAAAGUUCAACAUUCCCGACGUUGCGAGGAUAUAUGAGAAUAUCAGAAAGAGCCUAGACUAUUGA